CUCUACUCACUUAAAACACUGUAUUCAACACAUACCUGUAUUGUUACUAAUGUAUCAGUUGUCAGUUGUUGAUUGUAUCACCUGUUGUGUUACCUGAAACUUGAAGCUAACCAGUAGGAUUUUGUUCUGCUCUGCUGCCGCCUGCUUCAACAGGUGAGGACAAGCUGCUGUGUACUUCAUUUAACGCAGAUCAUCUGACUGUUUGCAUUGCUGUCCCACUGGACUGAGUUGUAGCGAAGGCGCCGUGUCCCCAGAUGUCAGCAAUUACUUUGCACAGGCUACGUGAUGACACCUGAGCCAGCUCCAUUCACUGCUGAGGGCUGCGGGAUACAGCUGAAAGCUCCAAAAAAGGCUAAGAUUAUGAAUGAUGUUAUCAAGAAGGUGAAGAAGAAGGGAGAAUGGAAGGCGCUGAUUGUGGACCAGCUGAGCAUGAGGAUGUUGUCGUCUUGCUGCAAGAUGACAGACAUCAUGACAGAGGGCAUCACCAUUGUGGAGGACAUCAACAAGCGACGAGAGCCUCUUCCCAGCCUGGAGGCCAUUUACCUGAUUACACCCACAGAGAAGUCUGUCCACACCCUCAUCGGAGACUUCAAAGACCCUCAUUCAGCCAAAUACAAGGCAGCUCACGUUUUCUUCACUGACUCCUGCCCUGAUCCUCUGUUCAACGAGCUGGUGAAGAGCCGCGCUUCCAAAACCAUCAAGACUCUGACGGAGAUCAACAUUGCAUUCUUGCCCUACGAGUCUCAGGUGUACUCUCUGGACAAUCCAGAUGCCUUCCACAGUUUCUACAGCCCCCACAAGACCCAGCUGAAGAACCCUGUGAUGGAGAGGCUGGCCGAGCAGCUGGCCACACUCUGUGCCACCCUGAAGGAGUACCCUGCUGUCAGAUACCGAGGGGAAUACAAGGACAACGCCACCCUGGCCCAGUUGGUUCAGGACAAACUGGACGCCUACAAGGCCGAUGACCCCACCAUGGGAGAGGGUCCAGAUAAGGCUCGCUCACAGCUGAUCAUCCUGGACAGGGCGUUUGACCCUGUUUCACCCGUCCUGCAUGAACUCACCUUCCAGGCCAUGGGCUACGACCUGCUGCCCAUUGAAAAUGACGUCUACAAGUAUGAGACCAGUGGCAUCGGAGACUCUCGUGAGAAGGAGGUGCUACUGCACGAAGACGAUGACCUGUGGGUGAGCCUGAGACACAAACACAUAGCCGAGGUGUCCCAGGAAGUGACACGCCAGCUGAAGGACUUUUCUUCCAGCAAGAGGAUGAACACCGGAGAGAAGACUACGAUGAGGGAUCUGUCCCAGAUGCUGAAGAAGAUGCCUCAGUACCAGAAGGAGCUCAGCAAGUACUCCACUCACCUGCAGCUGGCUGAGGACUGUAUGAAGCAUUACCAGGGAACAGUGGACAAGCUGUGCCGUGUGGAGCAGGAUUUGGCUAUGGGAACAGACGCUGAGGGAGAGAAGAUCAAAGACCCCAUGAGGGCUAUUGUGCCCAUCUUGCUGGACGCCAACGUCAGCACAUAUGACAAGAUCCGCAUCAUCCUGCUCUACAUCUUCCUCAAGAAUGGCAUUACGGAGGAGAAUCUGAACAAGCUGAUCCAACACGCUCAGAUCCCACCUGAGGACAGUGAGAUCAUCACCAACAUGGCUCACCUGGGCGUCCCCAUCAUCACAGAUUCCACCCUCCGCCGAGGAAAGAAGUUGGACAGGAAGGAGCGUGUGAGCGAGCAGACUUAUCAGCUGUCCCGCUGGACACCACUGGUCAAGGACAUCAUGGAGGAUGCUAUUGAUGAUAAGCUGGACACCAAGCACUACCCCUACAUUUCCACCCGUUCCUCUGCCUCCUUCAGCACCACUGCAGUCAGUGCUCGGUACGGCCACUGGCACAAGAAUAAGACACCUGGAGAGUACCGCACCGGUCCACGUGUCAUGGUCUUCAUCAUUGGUGGUGUGUCCUUCAGUGAGAUGCGCUGUGCCUAUGAGGUCACACAGGCCAAUGGGAAAUGGGAAGCCGUCAUUGGUUCCACCCACAUGCUCACCCCCACCAAAUUCUUAUCGGACCUGCAGCACCCCGACUUCCGAGAGUCCACUAGGGUGUCCUUUGAGGACGCAGAACCCACAGCCGAGUGAGGCAGAGACAGAUUGGGAGGGAGGGAGAGAGAAAUCACACUGAAAAAAGAUCGACCCACAUCUUCACCCCCACCAGCCUGCUGGAGCAGCUCAAGGCCAUGAACAAACCAGACGAGGAAGUGACAAGCUAAAAUCCUCCAAUUGCAUCUCUCUCCCCUUUAACCUUAUCCCACACCUGCCCCCCUCCUACCCAUCUUAACCCUCAUAUCCUCUCCCCCCAACCCUAUCCAUUAAUUGUGUAUGCAUCUUGCUUGAAAAGAAAAAAAGACAUCUUAGAUGAUAAAAAAAUAUAUGUUGUAUCAAAGAAUAAAAUUGUUGCAAGUAUUCUCAUGUUUUACAAUGGAUGCAACUAAAUAAACUUAUUUAAAAAGGUUUAAAUAUCAGAACAGAAGGCCAUUUAAAACUGAAAGUACCAAAAUGUAAUAUUGUAUGCUAUGAAACCUGCUAGAAUGUGUAAAAGGUAGUCAUUUUCUCUCGUUUGUUCCUUUGGAUUACCUCCUUGGUGUGAGUUUUAUUGGAUGCAGGUGGAGGAGGGAUGUACAGUUUGAGAGGUUGAUGUUGUAAAAUAUAUCAGUCAACAUGCAAUAUAUUAUAUAUAAAUAUAUUUCAUCAGAGAGGAGUCAUCCCCUGCCCAUUUGAGAUGUGCAUAUUCAGUAGCAUGCUUGGACUUGUGUGGACUGUUAAUGUGUUUGUAUCCAGUGUGGAUGUUCUGGGAGCUGCGGAGUUAGCGUUUAGCUUUUUCCAAAGAUGCUGAGUUUGAAUACUCCACUGAAAAUCUUUGUUUUGAGUAUCAAAAAUUGUAAAAACAUUCACUGAAACUUUUGAAAUCACUCCAGAAGCAUUAUCCACUUCUCGUCAGCUCAUUUGUAAAUAGCUGCCAGUUUAUUAGGUACACUGUGCCAAAUCUAUGGUGAUGUAAAGUUAACGCAUUAUACUUAAAUCUGUUUUUUUUUUUUUUUUUUUUUUUUAAUAUUUAGUCUGCUAUGAGUGAUAUAUUGCAGCAGCACCUCAAACUGCAGCCUAUGAAUUGACUUAACCCUCAUUCACUCCUUUUAAUCACAUAACUAAUAUUUAAAAACACUAAUGCUAAAAAUGUUUGUUUAUGUCUGAGGAAUUCAAAUCAACCAUGUUUUGGAACAGGAGAAGCUUCCGGUUUGUUUCCGGGUACGUGCGGUAUGAGUUGUUGUGAUGCGCACUAACAACUACGAAACUGGUUGUUGCGCUAGCUAGCAACGAACUAAAGUUGUCUUUUUCAGACAUAUCGUGACGUAAAUAUAACUUUGUACCCUACUUAGCACAUGUUUCAACAGCUGGAGAUGUGGACUUUAUUACGGGAACGGUUUCCUAAGUUUGUGUGGAUGUUUUGAUGUAGUUUUUCGCGAUGAAACCAUCGUGUAUUCAAGCUAACUUCAGCUGCUGCCGUCCUCCAUCAGAUAGCCGGUGAGUGUUUGGUACUCAAAACAUGGCUUAACUUUCGGUGAAGUAUUCGUUUUAAAAACACUUGGCAGAGCAUAAGAUGAAAAUAGAAAUAGCUCUGUAAAAAAAAGAAAAAGCCAGAAAGAAUCAUCCCUCCUCCGGCUGCCAAGACUGUGAAGUAUUUACCUGCCACAACCUUUUUCCUUUUUCCGGAGAAACUUCACGUUUUAAUGUCAAAAAGGCCGUUGCUUGCUGAUAUUUAAAGAAUAAUCUUAAAAAGGGGCCACUUGUAUUUCAGUAUUGUAUCCUGUCAGAUUAAGUCUUAUCAUUGGUUAGUAACGAUGUUUAAUUGGGCCAUGCACUGAGUAGUGUUGUGUAUAUGCCAUAUAUGUUGCUGUUUUUAGCGUCUCACUGUUGACUGGUGAUAUUUCUGACUGUGAAGUAGUGAUAACUUUUCCUUUUAAAAACGCCAAUGUGAAGCCGCCGUGUUUGUGAUGUUUUAGCUGUAGCUGUUAGUGGUCAGCUGGGAAAAAGAACUAAUAUCUAUAUUUUCUUUGUCUGUUUCCUCCUCUGGUGCAAUGUAAAACCCUCCAAUGGUGAAUAGCUUUGCAAGAAAAAAAACUUAAACUCAACCUUUUCACUUUUAUUUCCUCCCUGCCUUCUCUUUCCUGGCCAAACAAGUUGUAUAUUGCACUAUAAUGCGUUUUCUGUGAUGCAAACGCUUGAUUUUGUGUUUAUUUUUUUCUAUUAUAAUUUGCUGUUGUAUAGGGUUUUACUCUGUUAAAUCAAUUGAUUUAUAUCAAAAUUAUUUAUCAGAGAAAAAAAAUAAUAAUGAAACAAUAGUCUGUCCUGAAACUGUUUAACUUAUUGGGAUUGUUUGUUUGCCAGUGUUGAAGCACAAACAAUACUUCCAUGUGUACCUAAUAUGUACUAAGGCUGUCUAAUAAAUUGGCUUCCAUUACAUUAAA
Lates calcarifer (barramundi perch) is the source of this 4514-nucleotide messenger RNA. It is a transcript of the gene stxbp1a, whose product is annotated as syntaxin binding protein 1a. The record is from RefSeq and is a predicted model, not a curated record. Gene Ontology annotation, cellular component: plasma membrane; secretory granule. Gene Ontology annotation, molecular function: syntaxin binding. Gene Ontology annotation, biological process: neurotransmitter secretion; vesicle-mediated transport; intracellular protein transport. NCBI's taxonomy places the organism in Eukaryota, Metazoa, Chordata, Actinopteri, Centropomidae.